AUGGAUCCCACAAAACUCAAUCUUGACGGUCUUACCCUGUCCGAUGAAGGUCUAACCCUUAACCUAGAAGCUGAACCUGAAACUGCUGCUGACCUUGAUCAUUGUCUGAUCGGUGGAGUCCUAGCUGAUCGUGAAAUCCAAUUCGCCUAUUUCAGCGAACGUAUGUCUCGCGCUUGGAAGCCAGGCAAGAGGGUCACGAUCACUAAGUCUGUGGCUGAUCGCUACUUGUUUCAAUUCCAUCAUAAGGUCGAUGAUGCUCGCGUCCUUGAGGAAGGUCCUUGGCUCUAUGAUAAUUUUCAUAUUGUCUUGGAUCGUAUUGCUCCCAGUGCUGUACCAAACCUUGUCCCGUUGAAUCACAUAGAGUUUUGGGUCCAGGUUCAUGGCUUGCCGUUUGGCUUUGUCCAGCCAAAAGUUGGUCAAGGUAUAGGAAGCUUCUUAGGCACUCUUAAGGCUUAUGAUGUCCGUAACACAAUUCACAGUUCCUAUAUGCGAAUCAAAGUGGCCAUAGAUGUCACUGUUCCAUUGAAAAAAGAGUGGCGUGUCCGUGCUAGUAAUGGUAAUUUUGUUACAGUUAAUUUCAAAUACGAAAAACUUGGUGUAUUUUGUCACAGGUGUGGAGUUCUUGGCCAUACAGACAAGGUUUGCCCUGAAUUGUUCGAGCUUGACUCAGAUGAUGGUGUCCGUAACUGGGGCCCGUAUCUCAAACCAGUCACUCAACGUGUUGGCACUGCUGCUACCAAUCGCUGGCUUCAAGACCCUAUUCCCGCUGUCACUCCAUCACACAACUCAGAUGUUGCUGCUGCAUCAGUUGGCCGUAAAACUCAGACUGCAGGGACAGGUGUUGUCACUAACUUUCAUGACCGUAUGACUGCUUUUCAAACACAACUCACUGCCAUGCGACAUGAUGUGCUUGCUGCCCAGAAUGCUGUGUUAGUUAAAAAAGGUAAAGGUGCUCAUUCUGCUUGUCAAGUGCACUUGCUGCCUUCCUCUUCAACAGGUACCUCGGCCUCAAAUCUGCUUCCGGAUCGCCCUAUAGUUCUUGGGCUCCCUGCUGCUCCGCUUUGA
Molecule: messenger RNA, 1065 nt
Organism: Medicago truncatula (barrel medic)
Lineage: Eukaryota; Viridiplantae; Streptophyta; Magnoliopsida; Fabales; Fabaceae
Exons: 1
Coding region: 1-1065 (354 amino acids)
Molecular function (GO): nucleic acid binding; zinc ion binding
Source: RefSeq, a predicted model, not a curated record